AAGUUUCGCAGACUUUUUUGAUUUUUACUUGCUUUUUCUUGUUUUGCCAUACUGUGCCUCUCCAGGAUAAUUGUAAUGUUUUAUUUUCUGGAUAGAUUUCCAUUGUGUGAUAUUUUCUGAGCGUGUUGUCUUUCACUCGUAAUCGGUACUUUCGGCGUUCAUUAUUGGGCAGACAGAAAAUGGACUACGCUGCUGUAAAACCAGAAGCAGGUGUCGAUGCAACUGUGAUGGAGCCAACAGAUCCUUCGAUGUCGUGGAUAAAACGCGAAGAAGCAGAGGAUGAAGAUGGGGAGGCUGGUCUGCAGCAGGCUGUGGUUAAUCCCUUCCGCGUGGAUGUCUCGCUCAUCCCGCAGGCCGCGUCGCAGGACGGGGGCGCCCUGCAGGAGCUGGGCCUGCAGGUGUUCAAUCAGGAGGACCUGGAGACGGCCGUCAUCCACCAGGCCGAGCAGCACAUGCACGAAGAGGCCCAGCAGCGCGCCAACCAAGCUAAAUCACGGUUAAAAAUAAAAAUCAAGCUUCCCCCAACGACAAAACCAUCGGCGCCUCCCCAGCCGUCGACCUCCGCCGCCGUCCCCGCCGCCAGCAGCGCCACGCACCAUCUGGACGCCUUCCAGCGCUACCUGGCCGACCAGAAUCAGCGUCAGCGCAGCCUGGCCAAGAAGCCGUCGACGGCCAGUCUGGCGUCCACCUCUAAUGGUAAGGAGACCGUGCGCGCGACGGGAUCACAGCGGUUGAUGGAGGCGGCGGAGGGCCGCGGUGCACGGAAACGGAAGAGACGGGAUGAAGGGCAGAGCGACGAGGAGGAGAGUGAGGAGGACGAGGAAUCUGUCGUUUCCGAUGAUUCGGAUGCUUUAGCAACGGCCCCGCGUGCGCGUCCCCGGGGCAAGAUAAAAGCCAGGGAGAUGACGGUAGACGAUGCCAAUAAUGCCGUUUAUUUACAGCGGCUCAGUGAUUAUCGCGAAGCGGAAGCCCAGCGCCGGCAGGACGCGCUGCAGUCCGACGACACCGACCCGACCGAGCGCGAGUACAGCCAGUUAUCCGACGGUCUGCGCGUGCCCGCCCGCAUCUGGAGCGAACUGUACCAGUACCAGAAGCGCGGCGUGAAGUGGCUGUGGGAGCUGCACAAGCAGCAGGUGGGCGGCAUCCUCGGCGACGAGAUGGGCCUGGGCAAGACCGUCCAGAUCGUCGCCUUCCUCGCCGCCCUGCACUACUCCGCCCUCCGCGAUAAACUCUUGGGUGUGGACGGACUGGGUCCGGUGCUGGUGGUGUGUCCGGCGACGGUGCUGCACCAGUGGGUGGAGGAAUUCCAUCGUUGGUGGCCGCCCAUCCGGGUGGCGGUGCUGCACGCGUCCGGCUCGCAUUCCGGAUCGAAGAAAUCCCUGGUGGCCAGCAUGUUCAGCGCCAAGGGCGUCCUGGUGACCACCUAUCAAGGGGUGCUGGCCUACCAGGACAUCCUCAUCCGUCACAAAUGGCACUACGUUGUCCUGGACGAAGGCCAUAAAAUUCGCAAUCCGGAUAGCCAGAUUACCGUCGCAUGCAAACAGUUCCGUACGCCGCACCGGCUGAUCCUCUCCGGUUCCCCCAUGCAGAAUAAUCUCCGUGAAUUGUGGUCGCUCUUCGACUUCGUCUUUCCGGGCAAGCUGGGCCUGCUCAACGUCUUUCUCGAGCAGUUCAGCGUGCCCAUCAUCCAGGGCUCACGCGAGACCGCCUCCGAUCUCCAGGUUCAAACGGCCUUCGUCUGCGCCACCUCCCUGAAAGACAGCAUCAGCCCGUACCUGCUGCGUCGCAGCAAAGUCGACGUCAAAGCCAGCAUCCAGCUCCCCUCCAAGAACGAGCAGGUCCUCUUCUGCCAACUGACCGAGCACCAGCGCGACUUGUACGAGCGCUACCUCAAGUCGGACGAACUGAAGAACAUCAUCCACGGCAGCGUGCAGAUCUUCGUCGGCCUCAUGCAGCUGCGCAAGCUCUGCAACCACCCGGAUCUCCUGGACGGGGGGCCCAAGGUCUUCCUGGACCUGGCUACCCGCCAACCGAUCCGGGACCCCGCCGGCACGGACCAGUUCGGGUUCUGGCGGCGGUCCGGGAAGAUGGUGGUGGUGGAGGCGCUGCUGGCCAUGUGGAAGCGGCAGGAGCAUAAGGUGUUGUUGUUCUCGCAGAGCCGCAAGAUGCUGGAUAUUCUGCAGACCUUUAUGGACGAUUCCGGGUACACUUACCUGCGCAUGGACGGCACCACAGCCAUCGGGAAGCGCAAACACCUCAUCGCGGAGUUCAACGACAACCCGGCGGUGUUCGUCUUCCUGCUGACCACCCGCGUGGGCGGUCUGGGCGUCAACCUGACCGGCGCGGACCGCGUGAUCAUCUUCGACCCCGACUGGAACCCCUCCACCGACACGCAGGCGCGCGAACGCGCCUGGCGCAUCGGCCAGCAGCGCAGCGUCACCAUCUACCGACUGCUGUGUGCCGGGACCAUCGAGGAGAAGAUCUACCACCGCCAGAUCUUCAAGCAGUACCUGACGAAUCGCGUGCUGAAGGAUCCGCGCCAGAAGCGCUUCUUCAAGCACAACGAUCUGUAUGAGUUGUUCGCGCUGGCCGUGCCGGAGAAGGGCGAGGGCACGGAGACGGGGGCCAGUGUGGGUGUGGCCGAGGGGACGGGGAAAGAUCAGGAGAAGGAGGGGAAGGAUAAGUUGAAGGAGCUGGCCAGGAAGAUCAGUCAGCAGAUUGCUAGUGGGAAGAACUGCCGGGAGUUGGUUAAAAGCGCCGUGGAGGGUGCCGGUGGGGCUAGAGCCAAAGUGGACGGGGUGGCGAUCGCAGGAGUCAGUAAGAAAGAGACCUACCAGAGCCCGGUGGAGGACGAGGACAAGGACGGGAAGAAGGAGGAGUACAUCCUGGGCCGUCUCCUGAAACGCACCACGGCCCACUCCGCCGUCUCCUUCGACGACAUCGCCGCCGGCGGCCAUCCCGACCGCGCCAUCGUCGAGGCCGAAGCGCAGCGCGUCGCCCAGGAAGCCAUGCGCCUCCUCAAACUCUCCCGGAAGCAGUGCCACACGGCGGUCAGCGGCAUCCCCAACUGGGUGGGCGGGGCGUCGUCCCUCACCGCCUUCGACGCGCCGGACGACGAAGAAUCCCCUCCCGCCACCGCCGGGCAGCUGUUAUCCCACCUCCGACAGGUCGCGCCCGUGGAAGAGACCCCGCCGGCGGCGGACAACGGGCAGCCGUCGGAGGUGGCGCGGUUCGAGGAGAUGCUAACGCGGGACGGCGGCGCGGCGUCCUUCGUGACGGCGGAGCAGUUGGGGUUGGCGGAACGGCUGGUGGGGUUCCUGAAUCGGGAGGCGCUGGUCCCGGGGGAGGCCGGGACCGAGGAGAUUGUCGGGCGGUUCCGCGGGGAGCUCCCGGCCGGGGAGGCGGUGCUGUUCCGCGCCGUGUUGAAGGGGGUGUGUACGUUCGAGAGAAGGAGGGGCGCCGCGGCGGCCUGGAUCCUCCGACCCGAGUACCGCGAUUAUUCGUGAUAAAAUCAUCAUUUUAUCCUAUUUUAAACGUCCGGUUGGGUGUUUUUAUCAAUUUUACCCUGUUUUUCCGAUUAUUAUUAAAUUUUUUAAUGGCCUGUUUGGUGGUCGAUUUUUUCCUGUUUUUUUUCGGGCCCGUGGCAGAUUUUUAUGGAUCUGGGAUGUUGCGUUGGAUACUCAGGUGAA
This is a messenger RNA of Paramacrobiotus metropolitanus, 3689 nucleotides long. Its product is annotated as DNA excision repair protein ERCC-6-like. NCBI's taxonomy places the organism in Eukaryota, Metazoa, Tardigrada, Eutardigrada, Parachela, Macrobiotidae. Bases 180 to 3506 code for a protein of 1108 amino acids. The record is from RefSeq and is a predicted model, not a curated record. Gene Ontology annotation, cellular component: nucleus. Gene Ontology annotation, molecular function: ATP-dependent chromatin remodeler activity; ATP binding. Gene Ontology annotation, biological process: transcription-coupled nucleotide-excision repair. The transcript is spliced from 12 exons.